Molecule: messenger RNA, 3709 nt
Organism: Spea bombifrons (plains spadefoot toad)
Lineage: Eukaryota; Metazoa; Chordata; Amphibia; Anura; Pelobatidae
Gene: SMARCAD1
Product: SWI/SNF-related, matrix-associated actin-dependent regulator of chromatin, subfamily a, containing DEAD/H box 1
Exons: 23
Coding region: 169-3189 (1006 amino acids)
Cellular component (GO): nucleus
Molecular function (GO): ubiquitin binding; DNA binding; ATP binding
Source: RefSeq, a predicted model, not a curated record
UAAAGAUAAUGACUGAAGUGUCCCUUUAACUAUGCCUUCAAUGUAUUAUUGUCAUGUUGGUGUUUUUGUAUCAUCCUAAUGGUUUUUCCCCCUCCAUUUCAACCAGUUUGCAAAACGUCCCCUGAUUUGUAUGCACUAUUGAAGCACAUACAACACAAGUGAAGAGGAAUGAGUAUGUUUAACCUAGAGCGCUUUCGUUUUAACAAAAAAGGGGGUCCUGCCACCAAUGAAAAAGAACCAAGUCGACCAACUACCCCAGUUUCCGAACAAGAUUACAAAGCUGAAACUAGCAUUCCAGAGACUCCUGAAGCUAAGAGACAGAGUAUGUCCUUCAUUAAGAAAUCUAAAGGUGUUAAUUUUCUGGAGUCAGAUUCAGAGAUUGAAGAAAACACACAGGGCUCCAGCUCCACCCAAAGAGGCUCCCACACAACACGAGAGAACGGUUUAUCCGAUUGUGUGACUGAUUCUGAAGAGGACGAGCCCAACGUGAAGAGCUCUGCUGCUAACAAACCUUCGGAGAUAAAAGACAGAACCAAAGAUGACAAUCUCCAAAAAUUAAAGGAGAUAUUCCCACAAAGAACAGAUGACGAACUUUUACAACUUAUUGAAUCAACAAGCACCCUAGACGGAGCUGUUGCUGCUGGUGUGGUGCUAUUUGAUGAUAAAGCUUCUCGCAAGAGGAAAUUAGACGAAACCCCGGGCGGCAGUUCCCAUGAGAGGCAGAAUGGUCAUGCUGCAAAGAAAACCAAGUCUGUUUCACUAGAAGGUGAUGUUUAUUCGUCGUGUCAGUUGUCGAAGUCGGAUAAUGAUAGCUCAUUAUCUGAAGAUGACUGGGAAAAGCAGGAAGCCCGUGUGAGAAGGCUACAGAAACACUUUCCAGAUUUGGAUAAAGAGGAGCUUAGAGAAGUACUUCAAGAGCAUGACUGGUCUUUUCAUGAAGCACUCGAGGCAUUAAAACUGUUUGCGGAAGACGAACAAGAUGACUCGCAAAAAGCUCCCAAAAAUGAGGUCUCAAAUGGAAAAGGACCCUCCAGAGGUGACCCAAAACCCAAUAAAAGCAGCACCAAAGAGAAGCCCAAGCAGAAAUCUAACAAAGCGCAGAACGGCAUAAAGGAAAACGCAAAGGGCAAAAAGAGCCUCCUCGGCAUUAAAAGGGACGCCAGGGACCCGGAUAGCGCGGAGUCUGCUUCGGAGGCAGGCAGCUGCCUGGAUGAAGACUACAGCAGUGGUGGUGAGGAGGAUAUCAUGGAGGAAGCGUAUAAAUCUAAAAUAGUUAGCUUCCUGCAGGAUGCCUCCCUGGAUGAACUGUCUCUGAUACCUCAGUGCUCUCUCAAAAAAGCUCAGAGGAUCACUGAGCUCCGGCCCUUCAAUUCCUGGGAUUCUCUGUUGAAAAAAAUGAGCAAGGCAAAUGGGCUCUCAGAGGACUUAGUCUGGGACUGUAGAAUACUGAUAAAAGAGAGGGAAGUGGUUUUGAAGCUUAUGAUCAAGUGUGAAGAGAUUGCGAAGAGGCUGACGAAGGAGGUGACUAAGAUCACAGAGGACGGGGAAAGUGCUUGGAACGUCGAUACUCCUUCGAUUCUGGCCAAGAGCCUGGUGCUAAAGCCUUACCAGAAGAUCGGUCUGAACUGGUUAGCGUUGCUCCACAAGCAUAAUGUCAAUGGCAUUUUAGCCGAUGAAAUGGGUUUGGGGAAAACUGUUCAAGCCAUAGCAUUUCUUGCACAUUUAAAUAUGAUUGGUGAUACAGGUCCGCAUCUUGUGGUGGUUCCCGCCUCAACUUUAGAUAACUGGGUGCGCGAGUUCAACCAGUGGUGUCCUGAUAUGAAUAUAUUACUCUACUAUGGUUCUCAGGAAGAAAGAAAACAUUUACGCUAUGAUAUUCUUAAUAAGGCUGUAGAAUUCAAUGUGAUUGUUACUACAUAUAACUGUGCCAUUAGCAAUGCUGAAGAUCGCAGCUUGUUUCGACGCAUGAAGCUGAACUUUGCCGUGUUCGAUGAAGGACACAUGCUAAAGAACAUGAGUGCCAUUCGCUAUCAGCACCUUAUGACGUUAAAUGCCAAGAAUCGUUUACUGCUCACUGGCACCCCAUUGCAGAAUAACCUCUUGGAGCUGAUGUCUCUCCUGAAUUUUGUCAUGCCCAACAUGUUCAGUAGUAGCACCAGUGAAAUCAAGAGAAUGUUCUCAUCCAAGGCGAAAUCUACAGACGAGCAGAGCACAUUUGAAAAGGAGAGAAUAGCUCAUGCCAAACUGAUUAUGAAGCCAUUUAUACUCCGUAGAGUAAAAAGCGAGGUCCUUAAGCAGCUGCCGCCUAAGCAAGACCACAUAAAAUCCUGCCCAAUGUCCAAGAAACAGCAGCAACUGUAUAAUGAGCUGCUGAAUAAAUUGAAGAGGUCAAUAGAAGGAACGGAGAAAAAAUCUGAAUUAUGCAAUGUAAUGAUGCACUUAAGAAAAAUGGCCAACCACCCAUUACUACACCGGCAGUAUUACACAGCGGAGAAACUGAGGGCCAUGUCCAAGCUUAUGCUUAAGGAGCCCACGCACCGCGAUGCCAACCCUGAGCUCAUCUUUGAAGACAUGGAAGUUAUGACAGAUUUUGAGCUUCACAGACUUUGUGGGGAGUUUACGAGCCUCACUGAUUUUCGACUUGAAAAGGAAUUGCUCUUAGAUUCUGGAAAAUUUGAUGCGUUAAGUCGUCUUUUGUCUGAGAAGAAGAAAAAGGGUGACCGAGUUGUACUGUUCAGUCAGUUCACCAUGAUGUUGGACAUUUUAGAAGUAUUCCUGAAGCAUCACCAGCAUAGAUAUGUCAGACUCGAUGGCAAAACACAAAUAUCUGAAAGGAUAAAUCUUAUAGAUGAAUAUAAUACGGAUAUGGAUAUAUUUGUAUUUCUCCUCUCAACUAAAGCUGGUGGCCUCGGAAUCAACCUCACGUCUGCAAAUGUUGUCAUCCUUCACGACAUAGACUGCAACCCAUACAAUGACAAGCAGGCGGAAGACCGAUGCCACAGGGUUGGACAGACCAAGGAGGUAACUGUUAUAAGGUUAAUAGGCAAAGGAACAAUUGAAGAGUCUAUGCUGAAGAUCAGCCAGCAAAAAUUAAGACUAGAGCAAGAUAUGACGACUGCAGAUACAGGUGAUGAAGGAACCAUUCCACUUGACAUGGCAACGUUACUAAAAGCAUCAUUGGGUCUUUAACAAAGAAGAACGUUUUUGAGUUGCUACUUGCUGAAACGAAACCAAUUUUAUACUAACUCUGAAAUUGUGAAAGAUUUGUACAUUUGUUUUUCCUCCGUUAUAAAGUUUUACUUUCUACUAUGAAUUUCUGACCAUUAGUAACCUACGAUCGCCUAAUGGUGCAAAAUAUCCAACUGAACAGCUUGUGGCAGCUGAAAAACCAAUUUCUCAUAUAGGUUCUUAAGAACUUUUGGGACUUGUUUACCACCCGUUGACUAGUGCUUUAGAUAGUCAGUAUUUUUGUACUGUAAUAUUUUCUACCUCUAAUUCUAUCUGCUGUAUUCAAAUGGGUAUUGUGCGUGUGUAUAUAUUUACAUGUGCCUUUUUUUAUGUUACUUUUAUGUCAAGUUGUUCAUAUGUUGUAUGUUUCUAAAAAGCACUCCUAUCUUGACUCGGUCAAAGGGCACAAUUUACAGCACCCAGUUUAUUAUUUAACAUGCAAGUUUCAUGCUUUUUUUUUUUUUUUUUUGGAAAAAUAAAA